Messenger RNA from Racocetra persica, 342 nucleotides. NCBI's taxonomy places the organism in Eukaryota, Fungi, Glomeromycota, Glomeromycetes, Diversisporales, Gigasporaceae. The record is from the annotation of a GenBank genome assembly.
AUGAAACAUGUUAAUUCACUUACUGAUGAUAUAUUGUAUCAUGCAUAUCAACAGUUACAAAAUCCUGAACUACAACUUACAGAUCAUGAAAUCAAAAAUGAUAUAUUGCAGCAAUUAGAAAAUAUUCUUUCACAGCAAUACAAGACACUAAAAGAUUUUCCAAAUAUGCCUUGCUCAGAAUCUGUAUGUGAAUUUGAAAACUAUACUUCUGAAGCUAUUAUGCAAAGAGAGUUUGCUAAUUGGCUAUUAAUGAUUAGUGAAAGACAAAUAUCUGGAAUUACGCCAAAUAGCAGUUACAUAAAAUUACCACAAAGCAUCGCUAUAUAUGAUGAAUCUUAUUAA